CAUGGCUACGCACUUAUUACAAUCCCACCUCCUUCCCCGCUCAAAGUAACCUUAUUACUGUCCAUACCAAAGGCACACUUCUCUACUGAUGAAGAAUCAUUUGUUCACUCUCGGUCUGCUUUUGUAAGAUUCCACAAAAUCUCUGUGAUCGAGUACCUAAACGGUUAAGCCCCGAAGAAUUAAGAACAGAACCGGUGUGCUACUUUGUGGUGAUUAGAAGGGGAAAAACAAAAGGGGCCAAAAAAAAAAACAGAGUAGGCGUUUCAGAGAUAGAUCAGAAAGGAAAGUAGGAGAGGCUGAAGAAAGGUAUAAUAGUGCGAGAGAGAGAAUUAGAGAAACAAAGAAGAAAGAGAGAAAAAUGGUGGGCUCAGGAGGAUCAAUAUCAGAUAGAAGCAAAGAAGCUGUUGGGAUGAUGGCACUUCAUGAGGCCCUCAGAAGCGUCUGUCUCAACUCAGAUUGGACUUAUUCUGUCUUCUGGACCAUACGUCCUCGCCCGUAUAUGCUUUUCUCUAAGACUCAGAGGUGGUAAUGGAUGCAAGGCUGUGGACGAUAACGGCAGCUUGAUGUUGAUGUGGGAAGAUGGGUUCUGUCGUGGAAGAAUCUCAGAUUAUCUGGAAGACAUUAACAACGGAGAAGAAGAUCCUGUCAGAAAAGCAUUCAGCAAAAUGUCAAUCCAGUUAUAUAAUUAUGGAGAAGGGCUGAUGGGCAAGGUAGCAUCUGAUAAGUGUCACAAAUGGGUAUUCAAAGAAGCCUCAGGAAGUGAACCAAACGUGUCCAAUUACUGGCAGAGUUCGUUUGAUGCUCUUCCACCAGAAUGGACUGACCAGUUUGAAUCAGGUAUCCAGACAAUCGCUGUGAUUCAAGCUGGGCAUGGACUCCUGCAGCUUGGUUCUUGCAAGAUUAUUGCUGAAGAUCUUCAUUUCGUUUUGAGAAUGAGACACACGUUCGAGUCUCUAGGAUACCAAUCUGGGUUUUAUCUCUCCCACCUCUUCUCUUCAACCAGAAACCCUUCCUCCUCCGCCUCUGCUGUCGCCACUGCCAUUCAUUCGCCGCCUUCUCUCCUUAAUUGGUCCCACCAUCGGCCGCCACUCCUCCCUCCUGCAACCACUUCCAUUAUCUCCUCUCCCGCCAACUUUCACAGAGACCAGACCCACCUUUUCCUCCAUAACCAUCUCUUUGAUCAACCCCUGCCGAUUGGAGGGCAUGAAAAUGACCUUGGAUGGCAGGAUGGGUUGUCGUUUCUCAACCCAGACUCGAACCCUAGUACUGCAAGUGAGUUCUUGAGCUCUGAUGGCACGAAGCAUGAGAGGAAGACGAACAAGUUCAAGAGGAGCCUUACUUUACCUUCAAGAAUAAUGGCUUUGUCUUCUUCUUCGUCGUCUUCUCAACAUCAGCUACAGCAACAGCAACAGCAGCAACCUGUGGCUUACAGGAAAUCUGAAGAAGGGCCAUACCAGGAUGUGAUUGGGAACUUUUUGGAAUAAUGGUGAAGGGGAAAAGAGGGUAAUUGAUUCACAACAUAAUGAUGAGAUUGAUGAUGAGGAUCUAGGUUGUAUCUCAACGUAAUUGCUUUUGGUGGUGUUUUUUUUUUUUUUUUGGCUUUCUCUUUUUUCAUGUGUUUGGCUUUUCACUUUGUUGUUUUGUCCCUUGUGUUUCUUUCUUUUCGUUUCUUGAUUAUUAGUGAGACUUUAUGAAUGAUAAUUUCUUUUUAGCUCUAUACAA
Prosopis cineraria is the source of this 1722-nucleotide messenger RNA. Its product is annotated as protein RICE SALT SENSITIVE 3-like. Bases 423 to 1484 code for a protein of 353 amino acids. The record is from RefSeq and is a predicted model, not a curated record. The transcript has 7 exons. NCBI's taxonomy places the organism in Eukaryota, Viridiplantae, Streptophyta, Magnoliopsida, Fabales, Fabaceae.